GAAGGGCAACAACACGGCACCAUACUGUUCGUAAUCGUAUUGGGAUGUGAACUUAUACCUCGAUUUGUACAGGCUUGCCUUAUUGGCAUCGUAGGAGAAGGUGAAUCAAAUUAUAAGCAAUGGUUUGGUAAUUAUAAACUUAACAACGAAAAUUUGAAGAUACUGAGAUACAUCAUGUUUGGAUUUAAAGUAAUAAAACUCACAUUGUUGUCUAUUGUGCUCUCAAUGGUUGUUCAUGAAGAAAAAUUAGAGCAAGAAAAAUUUUUUUAUACUGUUGUUGUUGUAAACUCUUCUAUGAGUGUUGUAAAUCCUCCU
Entrophospora candida is the source of this 315-nucleotide messenger RNA. Lineage: Eukaryota; Fungi; Glomeromycota; Glomeromycetes; Entrophosporales; Entrophosporaceae. The record is from the annotation of a GenBank genome assembly.